Gadus morhua (Atlantic cod) is the source of this 1548-nucleotide messenger RNA. RefSeq names its product translocase of inner mitochondrial membrane 13 homolog (yeast) (gene timm13). The transcript is spliced from 3 exons. Bases 141 to 428 code for a protein of 95 amino acids. The record is from RefSeq and is a predicted model, not a curated record. Lineage: Eukaryota; Metazoa; Chordata; Actinopteri; Gadiformes; Gadidae.
AUUACGGAAAUACGUAAUGACACUACCGGCGCUUUCAAGGGCAUUGAACACAUUGCAGAACUCUACGGCGUCCAGCUGCCCGUGUCACUACACACGUGCAUUAAGAAAGAAAACCUACAUCUGAUCAACAACAUCAAGGCAUGGAAGGGUACGGGUCAGACUUCUCCUCGGGUGGAGCAGGAGGAAAAAUGGAUUCCGGGGCCAUAAUGGAACAAGUCAAGGUCCAGAUUGCGGUGGCUAACGCUCAGGAGCUAUUGCAGAGAAUGACAGACAAGUGCUUCAAAAGUGUUAUAGGUAAACCAGGGAGCAACCUGGACAACUCUGAACAGAAAUGCAUAGCGAUGUGCAUGGACCGGUAUAUGGAUUGCUGGAAUACUGUGUCUCGUGCUUACAACUCCCGGUUGCAGAAGGAAAGAUCACGUAUUUGAACUACCUCUUCACCCCAAGCCUUCUCCUAGCAACCACCCCUUGACCUCCAUCCAUGACCUCAACUGACACCAACCCGAACAUGGUUCUAUGUUCUAGGAUGAGGCUCCGAUUGGUGCACUGUGUGUAUUGACCGAAGCAUACCACCAACUUUUGAGAGAAUACCUCCCAGGCAGGCUAUCAACGCUUGUAAAGUCCAGCCUUGGAACUGUUGUGGUGGGCGGUUGAAUUUUAUUCUGUGAACUGCAUAAAAUAUUACUAUUGUUUAAUUAAUUUUUGUUAUUAAAUAUCGUCCUUCUGGUUAAAAAAGAUCUGUAUUCAUUGAAAUUGGUCAUUUACUAAAUGGUCUGUGCCAUUACUUUAGUGAUGCAAUAUUUAAGUUUAUACUUGUGUCUACUACUAAAGAUGAUGGCCUCACACAAAAUAUCAGGCCGAACCAAAAUUAUCUAGUAUGAAACUACAGACUGUAUCAAACUACAGACUGUGAAGGGCCCUUUUGUUCGAGAACCUGUGCAGCUGGAACAUUUGAUCCUUAAACCAGCUGUUCAACACAGCACCAGGGUCGGCUUAGCUCAGGAGGUAUAGCAGUUGUCUUGUAACCGAAAGGUUGCUAGUUCAACCCCCAGCUCCUCCUAGCUGAGUGUCGAUGUGUCCCUGGGCUAGGACACUUAACUGCUCCUGACAAGCUGGCUGUCGCCUUGCAUGGUUGACUUUCAAUGUGUGUAUUAACCGAUGUAAGUCGCUUUGGGUUAAAAGCGUCUGCUAAAUGCCCUAUUUGUAAUCACCAGUCCUCAUAUCCUCUGGAUAUAUAUCCUCCCCCAUCAGCAUGUUAGUACAUGAGAAAUAAAGUUAACAUGCAGAUUUGGCUGUAAGCACAUACAGAUGCAACAAAUCACACACAAGGAUUUAUAAUUUCUUGAAUUCCUGCCCAACCUGUAUAUUUGAGCGGCUUUCCAUAUGAGAAUUAGUAAAAUGUCAUGCCAAUGCUCAUCACUUAGAACGUUUGUAUGCACAACUGCAGAUGAGAGCACACACAUGCAUGGGUGUCAAAAGGCGAAUUCAUUACAUUUGUCAACAUGGUUUCCGGUUUAAUGUCAUUUAAUAAAAGUGAUGCGGUCAGAA